CCGAUGGCCCGGGGUCCUCCCGGAGGAGUCUUGGGUGUGUUGGGAGGGGUAGUAGCUGCUGGUCUCCUCAUCGCCGUGGCCGUCACGGUCUUCAUGGUCUACCGGCGCCAGCAGAAGACCCGCACCGAGACCGACAAUGACCUGACCGACCUCCCACCCGCCCACAAGCCGGCCCCUCCCCCACCCAAAAAGAAGAGCAGUGAUUUGAAGGGCCACUUGACAUCCGAUGACAUCCAGGUGGUUCACCUGGACAAGGAUGAGGACAUGCAGAAGAUUCCUCUCCAGCCCCCAUACUACGACAUGGCGCCCUCUGAGUCAACCCCCUUCACUGACAAGCCGAACUGUGGGAGACACGAACCACCAAACCCGGCUGAGUAUGUGAGCUACCAUCGCGUCUACAACAAGGAACACUGUCUCGAGUCACAACCAGCUCAGGCCUACCCCCCUCCUGUUACUUUCUUACCCCAGAACCCUUACACACAUCCUCCCUCCAACAACCCCCUGUACCCCACCAGCUACCCUGCCCAAGGCCAAGGUCAGGGCGAGGCUCCCCGGCCACUCUUCCCUAAGGAGCAGUCCGUGUGAGCCCUUAAAAUCAUUCUAUAGCUCCAGCUCUGUAAGAGCCAUCAUCAGAGCUGAUGCAAUCUGAAAUACACCAAGCUACACCAAGCUUUGCUCUAAGGGUGUGUAUGCUAUGCCCCUGCCCCCUCACCACCUCUCUCUCUCUGUCCGUUUCUAUGAGCCUGAUGAUGGAGUGGGUAUCCCCUGCUAUGAUGGACGUGUCAGUAGUUUGUGGACCUUUAAAACCCUUGUGUGUUGUUGCACUGCAUGUUCCACCGAGGCUGUCAGUAGGACUCCUCAUCUUGUGCUGUUACUGUAGACACCACUGCCAUCACACCUCACCCCCUACUGUAGGUGUGCUCUUCACCCCAUACUCACACACAUGAACCUAGCUGUCCUUAAUGUCUUGAUUGCUUCCAUAUCCUUGCAUAUGUUCAUUUUUUACUUUUGCCAAGUGUCCAACUAUGUACAAUAUACACCACUGUGUCACUCAAUACUUAAUUUUAUUAUAUUUUUAACUUUUUCUCUUCCCACAGUGAUAGGGACCUCCUUUCUCUUCCCACAGUGAUAGGGACCUCCUUUCUCUUCCCACAGUGAUAGGGACCUCCUUUCUCUUCCCACAGUGAAAGUGACCUCUUUUCUCUUCCCACAGUGAUAGGGACCUAUUUUCUCUUCCCACAGUGAUAGUGACCUCUUGUCUCUUCCCACAGUGAUAGUGACCUAUUUUCUCUUCCCACAGUGAUAGUGACCUCUUUUCUCUUCCUACAGUGAUAGGGACCUAUUUUCUCUUCCCACAGUGAUAGGGACCUCCUUUCUCUUCCCACAGUGAUAGGGACCUCCUUUCUCUUCCCACAGUGAUAGGGACCUCUUUUUCUCUUCCCACAGUGAUAGUGACCUCUUUUCUCUUCCCACAGUGAUAGGGACCGCUUUUCUCUUCCCACAGUGAUAGGGACCUCUGUUCUCUUCCCACAGUGAUAGUGACCUAUUUUCUCUUCCCACAGUAAUAGUGACUUCUUGUCUCUUCCCACAGUGAUAGUGACCUCUUUUCUCUUCCCACAGUGAUAGUGACCUAUUUUCUCUUCCUACAGUGAUAGGGACCUCUUUUCUAUUCCCACAGUGAUAGGGACCUAUUUUCUCUUCCCACGGUGAUAGGGACAUCUUUUCUCUUCCCACAGUGAUAGUGACCUAUUUUCUCUUCCCACAGUGAUAGGGACCUCUUUUCUAUUCCCACAGUGAUAGUGACC
This is a messenger RNA of Coregonus clupeaformis (lake whitefish), 1805 nucleotides long. Its product is annotated as actin cytoskeleton-regulatory complex protein PAN1. The transcript has 4 exons. NCBI's taxonomy places the organism in Eukaryota, Metazoa, Chordata, Actinopteri, Salmoniformes, Salmonidae. The record is from RefSeq and is a predicted model, not a curated record. The coding region runs from base 4 to 585 and encodes 193 amino acids.